CACCUGAGAGUCCCUUUCAGUUUCAUGCUCUUCUAAGUGUAUAAUAUAAAUUUUAAUCUAGAUUCUGGGAAAGAAGAAAGUAUUUAAAAGGUGUCUUUUCUGUGUUAUCUCAUUCCCUGGAACAUGCUGUAGUUAUUUAUAAAUGAGUAACUACCAGCUGCCUUUUCUCACAGUUUUUUUUUUUCCUCUCAAAAAUACUCUGAUAAGCAGCAAACAAGGAACAACCACAGGACUACAGGCAUUUGUAUGUAACUAUCUUCAAAAGCCCUACAGCAGGGAUAUAUAAAAACCAUGAAAAGCAAAUUAAUAGGAUUCCUUAUGAACUUUUGGAUUUCUUUUUCAUUCGCUUUGUAUUUUCAUGCGGGAGAAAGAGAAGAGAAAUGCAUAAUUGAAGAUAUUCCCAGUGACACCUUGGUAGUUGGGAAUUACAAAGUACAACGCUGGGACAUACAAACACAUGACUUUCUUGAAUCUGCUCCUGGUUUGGGAAUGUUUGUGACUGUCACAAUACCUACUGGUGAGAUACUGUUGUCAAAACUGUAUGGGCCACAAGGGACUUUUACUUUUACAUCCUACAUCUCUGGGGAGCAUAUCAUCUGUUUCCAGUCUAACUCCACAAGAUUUGCAGUGAUUGCAGGAAGUAAACUGCGUAUCCACUUGGACAUCAGAGUUGGAGAACAUUUUUUGGAUGAAUCUGCUAUUCAAGCUAAGGACAAAGUAAAUGAAGUUAGUAUCAGACUAGAGCAUCUAGUGGAGCAAAUUCACCACGUAACCAGAGAACAAGACUAUGAAAGAGAGCGCGAAGAAAAAUUUCGGAAAACAAGCGAAGAAACCAACAGCAAUAUUUUGUGGUGGGCUAUAGUACAAACACUAAUCCUCAUCUCUGUUGGAAUCUGGCAAAUCAAAUCUCUCAGAGAUUUCUUUAUAUCUAAGAAGCUUGUUUAAGUUCUAUAAAGUCAACGCACAGAUUCAAAAAUUGCACACCAUGUAACACUGAACAUCCAAAGAAACCCUGCACCUAUGAGAAAAUUGCUUGUAUGGAACUCUCAGCUUUCUCUCAUUUUCUGUUCUAACUCUGGUGUCUCCAGCUAGGUCACAACCUCUGCCAUCCCUCACGUUUUGGUCCUUGAAUCCCAUCUUUUACUAUUUCCCCCCAUCUACAGAUAUAAAGCUAAAUAUAGAAGAAGUCAGCGAUAAAGGCAGCAUUUAAGUUCAGUACUUAAUGAAGAAUGUUUAUUUUAGGUUAAAUCCAAAAUAAAGUUUCUAAGAUUUUAAAUUACUCUGCUUGCUGAGUAAUCUUUUGGCACUACCAUGAACAGUUCAGCACUUCAGACUGACUAGAAU
Messenger RNA from Onychostruthus taczanowskii (white-rumped snowfinch), 1344 nucleotides. Its product is annotated as transmembrane emp24 domain-containing protein 11-like. Lineage: Eukaryota; Metazoa; Chordata; Aves; Passeriformes; Passeridae. Gene Ontology annotation, biological process: Golgi organization; intracellular protein transport; endoplasmic reticulum to Golgi vesicle-mediated transport. Gene Ontology annotation, cellular component: endoplasmic reticulum; endoplasmic reticulum-Golgi intermediate compartment; Golgi apparatus. Bases 292 to 945 code for a protein of 217 amino acids. The transcript is spliced from 5 exons. The record is from RefSeq and is a predicted model, not a curated record.